AUUUCCGGAAAAAGCUACGAGGAGAACGGGAAAAAUGUCGUCAGCGAUGGUGAAGAAAUGGAGAAGUUCGAGACAAGUUCUGAGAUUUGGAUGGCAAUCUCUGCUCGAUCUUCGAUCGGAUAGGGGUUCGAUUUUCCGGGCUACAUCAGGCUUUAUGAAUGGCUGCGUAGAGAAAAGCAAGCUUCAUGAGAGAUUCAAUGAGAACCAGAACAUUAGGUUUUAUUCAUGUUUUCGUCCUGUGACGGAGUACAGAAGUUCUCAGAGAAGUUUGGGAAUUCGGCAAUAUAAGUUAUUCGGGUCAUCAGCUUCGAAAAUUCAGAGGAACCCUACAUUUUCAUCGCUGGAUUCCGAUGAUGUAAGCUACUUCAAGGAGAUAUUGGGCGAGAAGAAUGUAAUUCAGGACGAAGAGAGGCUUGAGACUGCCAAUACAGAUUGGAUGCACAAGUACAAGGGAUUUAGCAAGUUGAUGCUCCUCCCUAGAAGCACUGAAGAGGUGUCUCGUAUACUUCAGUUUUGCAAUGGAAGGCGCUUAGCCGUUGUUCCUCAAGGGGGGAACACUGGUCUUGUUGGUGGAAGUGUCCCCGUCUUUGAUGAGGUGAUUAUCAAUGUCAGUUUGAUGAAUAAAGUCUUAUCUUUUGAUGAGGUAAGUGGAAUCUUGGUGUGUGAAGCCGGAUGCAUCUUGGAAAAUCUGGUAUCUUUCCUGGACACCAAGGGAUUUGUUAUGCCGCUGGACUUAGGGGCAAAAGGAAGCUGCCAAAUUGGUGGAAAUGUCUCAACUAAUGCUGGUGGUUUGCGCCUUAUUCGUUAUGGAUCACUUCAUGGAACUGUACUGGGUCUGGAAGCGGUCUUAGCAGAUGGCAAAGUGCUUGACAUGCUUGGAACUUUGCGCAAAGACAACACAGGGUAUGACUUGAAACAUUUGUUUAUAGGUAGUGAAGGAUCAUUGGGAGUUGUAACUAAAGUAUCCAUUCUUACCCCGCCAAAGAUGUCUUCUGUAAAUUUAGCCUUUCUUGCAUGCCAAGAUUAUCUCAGCUGCCAGAAACUUCUGGUAGAAGCAAAGAGAAAUCUUGGGGAGAUACUAUCUGCCUUUGAGUUUCUAGAUGACAAGUCUAUGGAGUUGGUAGUGAAACACCUGGAUGGUGUACGCAAUCCAUUGCCUUCCUCCUCAGAGAAAUUUUAUAUCCUGAUAGAAACAACUGGGAGCGAUGACAAUUAUGACAGGGAGAAGCUUGAGGCUUUCCUGCUAAGGUCGCUGGAAAAGGGUUUAGUUUCUGAUGGUGUGAUUGCUCAAGACAUUAAUCAAGCUUCUUCAUUUUGGCGAAUUCGGGAGGGCAUAACUGAGGCAUUGCAGAAAGCAGGGGCUGUUUACAAGUACGACUUGUCAUUACCCGUUGAACAAAUAUACAAUCUUGUCGAGGAUAUGCGCGCAAGAAUGGGUGAUGUGGCAAAUGUUGUUGGAUAUGGCCACCUUGGAGAUGGAAAUCUGCAUCUGAACAUCUCCGCUCGGAAGUAUGACGAUGAGAUUGUGUCACUAAUAGAGCCGUAUGUGUACGAGUGGACGGCAAAGCACCGUGGAAGCAUCAGCGCGGAACAUGGCUUAGGUCUAAUGAAAGCUAAGGAAAUCUUCUACAGCAAAUCCCCCGAAAGCGUGGGAUUAAUGGCUUCCAUAAAAAAGAUGAUGGAUCCCAAAGGAAUCCUUAACCCAUACAAAGUUCUUCCUCAGUCCCUCUUCUCUCUCUAAGGUAACGACCCAUUUGACUACCCAUUUCGUUGGACCACUAUUAAUCUCUUGUGGAUAAUUUGACUUGUGAAUCUGUAAAAAAACAUGGGAAAAUCCAAGGGUUUAGAUCCAGACAUCAGGUUCUUUAGUUUCCUGGAUGUGGCUA
Tarenaya hassleriana is the source of this 1886-nucleotide messenger RNA. RefSeq names its product D-2-hydroxyglutarate dehydrogenase, mitochondrial. The transcript has 15 exons. Gene Ontology annotation, molecular function: FAD binding; catalytic activity. Gene Ontology annotation, cellular component: mitochondrion. NCBI's taxonomy places the organism in Eukaryota, Viridiplantae, Streptophyta, Magnoliopsida, Brassicales, Cleomaceae. The record is from RefSeq and is a predicted model, not a curated record. The coding region runs from base 35 to 1741 and encodes 568 amino acids.